CGGUAUUAAAAUUAUGCUCUUCGUAUUUUGAUUAGUUACGAAAGUGUGCUGGUGUAAGGCUGGUCAUUUUUGAUGAAGAAGAGGAAUAUUAAGAUUCAAGAUGAGAGAAAUUGUACAUAUGCAGACUGGUCAAUGUGGGAACCAAAUCGGUUCUAAGUUCUGGGAGGUGAUCUCAGAUGAGCACGGUAUUGAUCCCACAGGUACAUACCACGGAGAUUCGGACCUUCAGCUCGAGAGAAUCAAUGUCUACUACAACGAAGCCACAGGUGGCAAGUAUGUUCCUCGUGCAAUUCUUAUUGAUCUGGAGCCGGGUACUAUGGACUCCGUAAGGUCCGGACCGUUCGGCCAAAUCUUCAGGCCAGAUAACUUUGUGUUUGGACAAAGCGGGGCUGGUAACAACUGGGCCAAGGGUCACUACACUGAGGGAGCAGAACUCGUUGACUCAAUUCUUGAUGUUGUACGAAAGGAGUCCGAGUCCUGCGAUUGCCUUCAGGGAUUCCAACUCACGCACUCUUUAGGUGGCGGUACUGGAGCCGGACUUGGUACUCUGCUCAUCAGCAAGAUCCGUGAGGAGUACCCGGACAGAAUCAUGAACACUUUUUCAGUAGUUCCGUCACCUAAGGUAUCCGACACGGUUGUGGAGCCAUACAAUGCCACGCUGUCAGUCCAUCAGCUUGUUGAGAAUGCUGACGGGUGUUUCUGUAUCGACAACGAGGCUCUGUAUGACAUCUGCUUCAGGACGCUCAAACUGACCACACCCACUUACGGAGACUUGAACCAUCUCGUGUCAGCCACGAUGUCUGGUAUUACCACGUGUCUUCGCUUUCCAGGUCAGCUGAACGCCGACCUCCGUAAACUAGCCGUCAAUAUGGUUCCUUUCCCACGUCUCCACUUCUUCAUUCCAGGCUUUUCACCUCUUACUUCUCGUGGUAGCCAGCAGUACAGGGCUCUCACUGUCCCCGAACUUACCCAACAGAUGUUCGACGCCAAGAACAUGAUGGCUGCUUGUGACCCACGCCACGGACGAUACCUCACGGUAGCCGCAAUUUUCAGGGGACGUAUGUCCAUGAAGGAGGUCGAUGAACAGAUGUUGAACGUCCAGAACAAGAACAGCAGCUACUUCGUCGAAUGGAUCCCCAACAACGUGAAGACCGCCGUCUGCGAUAUUCCACCACGUGGUCUCAAAAUGGCCGCCACAUUUAUCGGUAACAGUACCUCCAUCCAGGAACUUUUCAAGCGGAUCUCAGAACAGUUCACGGCUAUGUUCCGUCGUAAGGCUUUCCUGCAUUGGUACACUGGCGAGGGUAUGGACGAGAUGGAGUUCACUGAGGCGGAGUCGAACAUGAACGACUUGGUAUCAGAAUACCAGCAGUAUCAGGACGCCACCGCCGAGGAGGAGGGCGAAUUUGACGAGGAAGAGGAGGAGGAAGAUGAAGCAUAAAUCGUGGAUGGGCAGCAAACAGACGAUAAAUGUUAAAAUUUGUUUCCAAUUUAACUCUUUUGUCGUAGAUUUUUCCCAAACAUGUAUAUAAUACGUCUAUUAAUAUUGCACAACAUCCUAGAAUGGAAAAGAUGGGUUUAUGGUCUUUAUGAAUUUAUAAGACGCCGCUUCGUCUAGAGCAGGCACUAGUUAAAAUAUUUUAACAUUUGUAAUUUGUUGUGACGACAAAGGCAAAUAGUCUUUCCAAAAAUAUCAAAACAGAGAAAAAAACUGUGAAACCUUUACAUGAAAAAUAUGGAUAAAGAAAGAUGAGAGAUGUUUAUCUUAAAUUAUAUUGAUUAGAAUAAAUAUGGUUUUACUUAAUUAGUUCGAGAAGAAUCACCAGAAUGCGGAUGAACUACAUUCACAUCUUUUAUAUGUACAGCAAUUGUCGUGUAAUAUAGUCUACGGAACGGUGACUAGUAUAUCUGUGAUAUUUUAGUACGAUUUGUUUGAUAGACGCAAAGCCCUUACAACUUAAAUUAUAACAAUAAAUGCGGCCUAUUUGAUGCCUUGCAUUACCGUUGUUGUAUACCUGUAGCAACAUCGACCAGAAAAUUCUACUAAACAAUGAAAAAAUAAAACAACAUCAAAAUGA
Molecule: messenger RNA, 2078 nt
Organism: Mercenaria mercenaria
Lineage: Eukaryota; Metazoa; Mollusca; Bivalvia; Venerida; Veneridae
Product: tubulin beta chain-like
Exons: 4
Coding region: 101-1441 (446 amino acids)
Biological process (GO): microtubule cytoskeleton organization; mitotic cell cycle
Cellular component (GO): cytoplasm; microtubule
Molecular function (GO): GTPase activity; structural constituent of cytoskeleton; GTP binding
Source: RefSeq, a predicted model, not a curated record